This is a messenger RNA of Felis catus (domestic cat), 874 nucleotides long. RefSeq names its product anaphase promoting complex subunit 13 (gene ANAPC13). Gene Ontology annotation, cellular component: anaphase-promoting complex. The record is from RefSeq and is a predicted model, not a curated record. Gene Ontology annotation, biological process: protein K11-linked ubiquitination. The transcript has 3 exons. Lineage: Eukaryota; Metazoa; Chordata; Mammalia; Carnivora; Felidae. The coding region runs from base 385 to 609 and encodes 74 amino acids.
UUCCAGCCCCUGAAGAGUGAAGGCACAUUAGCGUCUGACUCUGGAAAUGGGAUGUUGACCAGAUGAGCUGAUCCCAGUGUUGAGUUUGGAAGGAAAAGUAGGCGUUAGUGAUGGGGGAAAAAAGGCUUUUACGUGCAAAGUCUGGAAAGUGUGGCAGGGUUAGUGGUGUUUCCAAGAGGGACGGCUAAAAAAAGAUUGAGGCGAAAUUUGGGAAAGAUGUGCUGAGUCUUGCUGCAAAAUUUACACAUAUUAAUUGGAGACAAGGAUACCUGGCAAACUGUUGGAAAGACUACCUAACCUGUUAGGUGGAUCCUAAGGACAAGAAGGAAACAUUCAAGGGCAGAAUGCCUGCUAAAGAUCUGACAAGAUCAAAGCUGCAGAAGAAUGGACAGUGAGGUACAGAGAGAUGGAAGGAUCUUGGAUUUGAUUGACGAUGCCUGGCGAGAAGACAAGCUGCCGUAUGAGGAUGUUGCAAUACCACUGAACGAGCUUCCUGAACCGGAACAGGACAACGGUGGCACCACAGAAUCUGUUAAAGAGCAAGAAAUGAAGUGGACCGACUUGGCCUUACAGUACCUCCAUGAGAAUGUUCCCCCUGUAGGAAACUAACACCUGGCUCCCUUUGCAUGGACGGAUUUUUUUUAGAAUACGUAGGGGCACUAAGGUCGCUCAGUGGUUAAACAUCCAACUCUUGAUUUCAGCUUAGGUCAUGAUCUCACCGUUUUUGAGAUAGAGCUUUGUAUCGGACUCCAUGCUAACGGUGUGGAGUCUGCUUGGGAUUCUUUCCCUCUCUCUCUGCCUCUUCCCCAGGUGCACACAUGCACGUGCGCGCUCUCUCUCUAAAAUAAAUAAAUAUUUAAAAAAUUAAAAACUA